Letharia lupina is the source of this 447-nucleotide messenger RNA. RefSeq lists its product as uncharacterized. The record is from RefSeq and is a predicted model, not a curated record. The transcript has a single exon. NCBI's taxonomy places the organism in Eukaryota, Fungi, Ascomycota, Lecanoromycetes, Lecanorales, Parmeliaceae. The coding region runs from base 1 to 447 and encodes 148 amino acids.
AUGCUGAACUUCGCACCCCAUCCUAGCGCCUACAUCGCUCACAAAAGGAAGAUACUGACGGAGACUAUUUGGAGCAUUGAAAACACAGGCUUUACUGUAAGAAAACUGCCAAGGCGAGUACCGGCAGAACCGGUACCGAAAUUUCUGGCUCACCGCGCGGUGUAUGGCAGCACAGCGCUUUACGCAGCCUCCACGAUAGCGACUCCACAGCAAAGCGACUCUAUCGAAAUCCUUACCAACGCAGGCGCAGAGCCAGAGCUCGAAGGUGGUGAUCACGGAACCCCGCUGAUGGGCGCGUGUGCAACCGGCCGCCUCUCGGCGGUCAAAGAGCCCGUAUCGAAAGGCGCCGUGAUCUGCUACACCAAAGCCGGCGAGACGAUCGGCGCUCUCCGUGCCUCGAAGCAUUUCCCCGACAUGGGAGGCUGGCUGCUCGUUGGGAGAUUUUAG